AUGAUCCAUGAUCCAACACAGCCAGACAAACCUGGAUCAUUGAUUGUUGCGAGCAGGAAGACCAGCUUUCUUCUCUCAUUUCCCCUCGCUGCUCAGCUGGAGCCUGUGUCGCCUAGCACACCUUGCAGUUCUCCUAUUGAGACCGACCCAGACCUUCCUAGUCUUACCUCCACUUCCACUGGAUCUCUUGACCUUAGCUCCGAGCAGCUCGGUAUCCUGACAAGCGCUGAGAGAUCCAAGAAAAAGAGAGAAAUUCUAAGCUUGACUCCUUGA
Molecule: messenger RNA, 273 nt
Organism: Cantharellus anzutake
Lineage: Eukaryota; Fungi; Basidiomycota; Agaricomycetes; Cantharellales; Hydnaceae
Exons: 3
Coding region: 1-273 (90 amino acids)
Source: RefSeq, a predicted model, not a curated record